GAGCAGCUCUUUCCCGCUGAAGUGGUGGAGGCCCGGGCCCUACUGGCCCCUGUCGAUCCUCCUGGCUGCCCUUCGUUCCCCGGGGGUCUGCUGGCUGGGACGCUGUGGGGACACAAGCGGCGUCAGGAACAGGACCAAAGACUACGGGCCAGACUAAGGGAGGAGGGAGCUGUGGUGAUGUCAGCCAUUUUGGAGCGCUGGAAAGCCCUGGCGGCAUACAGUCGCAGAGACAGCAUGGCUGCCUAUCUCACCAUCGCCCGGCAGUGGUCAGGGUUUGGCUGCACGCUCUAUGAAGUAGACUUUUACAUUAGCUCGACAGGAAGCUUCUCUCAGAAGUUGUGGCUGGGCGUGGCAGCUUCCUGUGUGUCUCUGUAUCGUCAGGGUGAGGCUGAAGCACUGGAGUCUCUGCCAAUUGGUCAGAUCUGUUCCUAUGGCGUCUCUGAUAGCAACACAUUCAGGAUCACAGCAGGAGACCGAGAUCUGCUCUUCGAGACCUCCAAGCUGACUGAGAUCAUGCAGCUGAUGAAUGCUUACUUCAGUGCCACCCGUCGCCAGCUAGGCAAGGAUGACUGCAUCUCCAUGGAGACAAACCCUAAGCUCCACCCCUCCCUACUUGAGCUCCCCUCUCACCCGGUGUGAAGAGCGAAGGACUCGUGCACACACACACACACACACACACACACAUACACACACACACGGAUACUGACUGAUGCACACGUGCACAUGCAGUCUUGACCGAAUGCUUCCCUGUGAGGAGCUUUUGCGAAGAGAAUGAACUCAGUUGAGACUGAAAGGAGCAGAUGCUGUGGAAAUGGAGGAGGAGUGGAAGGCGUCCAGGGAGCCACAAACAGCAGAGCAGGUUCAGGAACUCACUUGCUACACCGCCAGCCAAAUCCAGAAAGGACACGGGGCCCUCAACCGGCCCUUGCCACCUGGAAGAUCGCCAAAUAUCACAGAGAGCAUAAUAGCCUGAAAUCAUUUUUUAAGCAGUAUUUUUGCCUUGUUUUUUAAAUGUUUAAACAUCCUUAAAACAACAUUAAUUUAUUUUUAUUUGCUUUGGAAAUGUUAAUUUUCCUUAAACUCGUCAAGUAUUUAGACUAAUUGUGCGACUAACUUUUCAAGAAAGUGUUUUUUUUUUUCUUAUUUUGCAUCUCAUGUUAAUUUACCUUGUUUAAAGGAUGUUGCUUUUUUAUUGGAAAACAUGACAAAAAUAUAUAUUUUUUUUUUUUUUUGCUUCGUGGUAAUGUCUUUUGUAUUUCACUGAAGGAAGUCAAGGCAAACACGCUGCCACUGCAGUCACACGCAAACACUCGCUCAGCUUUAAACGUUCCUUUCCAGACUCCUGGCUGGAUCGCCAUUAAACUCAUUCAUCAAACCGUACCUGACCUUGAAGUGACAGCAGGUGCGUGUCACUUUGACGUCGACCUUCAGAACUGUCCUAUACUGAAGCGACAGAUUUGAACAUUUGAAGCUGUAGAAACCAAAGGAUCCUUAGCUCGUCUGUAUGAUGUAUUUGUGAAAUGCUUUGAGCCCGACCUGGUGCUGCUUGACUGUGCUGUUAGCUUACAGUAACUCUGCACUGUGCUUCCUGUAGCCAUAACAGCCUCCGAUCUUCAGAUCCGGUUAAAACCAACUAACUUGUGUGCAGCCUGGACAUUUUCCAAAAAUGGAAUUGGUUCAAACCAAGCUUCCCAGACCUUUUGAACAUAUUUUCAGACACUGAAGAUAGACAAAUAAUCAACACUAUUGAUAUGCAUCAUUGUCAUCCCGUAUUCUAAAGAUGGUACAUUUCCAUUUAAGGGAUAGUUUACCCCAAAAUUAAACCGUAGUCGUCAUUUAUUUGUCCUUCUUUCAUCUUGUUGAACACAAAAGAUAUAUUUCUGAUAUUUUCAUAUUUCGAAAGUAAACAGUCAAAAACAGCAUUACUUUAUAUAUAUAUAUAUAUAUAUAUAUAUAUAUAUAUAUAUAUAUAAAA
Puntigrus tetrazona (Sumatra barb) is the source of this 1975-nucleotide messenger RNA. Its product is annotated as unconventional myosin-X-like. The transcript has 3 exons. Bases 178 to 639 code for a protein of 153 amino acids. Lineage: Eukaryota; Metazoa; Chordata; Actinopteri; Cypriniformes; Cyprinidae. Gene Ontology annotation, cellular component: cytoskeleton. The record is from RefSeq and is a predicted model, not a curated record.